Dunckerocampus dactyliophorus (ringed pipefish) is the source of this 1729-nucleotide messenger RNA. It is a transcript of the gene sgce, whose product is annotated as sarcoglycan, epsilon. The record is from RefSeq and is a predicted model, not a curated record. The coding region runs from base 223 to 1539 and encodes 438 amino acids. NCBI's taxonomy places the organism in Eukaryota, Metazoa, Chordata, Actinopteri, Syngnathiformes, Syngnathidae. Gene Ontology annotation, cellular component: membrane; sarcoglycan complex. Gene Ontology annotation, molecular function: calcium ion binding. The transcript has 12 exons.
ACAUAGAACGUUCCACCCCAAACCGUAUUUUACAACAUUUUCCCCUUUUCGUGACAGCCGUCUUUUUCCAUACAGAUGUGUCAGCCAGCCAGUGAGAGCGAAGGAAGGAGGCGGAGGAAGGAAUGCAGCAGGAUGCUUUUUAACAUCAUGGCUGUCAAACCCAGUGGCGAUUUGGAAAGAAACAUCUAGCUUCAUGUAAGACUCGGGACGAGGACAAGCACCAUGUCGGCUGCAGUCGUCGCGGUGUGGCUGGCGACGGUGCUCACCAUCUUGUCGAGGUCCCACGCAGACCGUAACGUGUACCCGUCGGCAGGAGUGUUGUUUGUCCACGUCCUGGAAAGAGAAUACUUCAAAGGGGAAUUUCCUCUCUACCCCAAAUCAGGUGAUGCCGCCAGCGACCCCAUCACUUUCAACACCAACCUGAUGGGUUUCCCGGACCGACCCGGCUGGCUGCGCUACAUCCAGAGGACUCCUCACAGCGAUGGUGUGCUCUACGGCUCCCCCACCGCCGAGCAUGUGGGCAAGCCCACAGUCAUAGAGAUUACCGCCUAUAACCGACGCACUUUCGAGACGGCACGGCACAACUUGGUCAUAAACAUCAUGGCCACCGAGGAGUUCCCGCUGCCCUACCAGGCUGAGUUUUACAUCAAGAACAUGAACGUCGAAGAGAUGCUGGCCAGCGAGGUGCUGGGGGACUUCCUGGGUGCCGUAAAGAACGUAUGGCAGCCCGAGCGCCUGAACGCUAUCAACAUCACGUCAGCGUUAGACCGCGGCGGGCGUGUGCCACUGCCUAUUAAUAACCUCAAGGAAGGCGUGUACGUGAUGGUCGGCGCCGACGUUCCCUUCUCGUCGUGCCUGCGCGAGGUGGAGAGCCCUCACAACCAGCUGCGCUGCAGCCAGGAGAUGGAGCCCGUCAUCAGCUGUGACAAGAAGUUCCGAGCUCAGUUUCACAUCGACUGGUGUAAAAUCUCUCUGGUCGACAUCAACAAAGUAGCCCCGGUGUACGUCACACGUGUCGAACCAGGCCCCGGCAUCCUGCCUGAAUUUGGGGAUUACAACCCCCCGUCUGAGUCCCUGAAGAGCCGGGACUACUUCACAGACUUCAUCGUUACGCUGGCUGUCCCCGCUGCGGUGGCGGUCGCUCUCCUCUUCAUCCUCGGCUACACUAUGUGCUGCCGAAGGGAAGGGGUGAAAAAAAGAAACAUGCAAACAUCAGCCAUCCAGCUGGUCCACCACAGCUCCAUCCAAAAGUCCACCAAAGAGAUGCGCAGCAUGUCUAAGAACCGGGAAAUCUCGUGGCCGCUCUCCACGCUGCCCGUCUUCAAUCCGGUCAGCGGUGAAGUGGUCCCGCCCAUCCACCCGGACAGCUAUGAGACCACCAGCAUGCCACUCAUGCAGACGCAGACGAACCUGCAAAAUCAGAUUACUAUACCACAACAGCAGCCAUCAGGAGAUAACUAUGUCUUGUCCACAUUUAGAAGGUUGGAGGUAAAUGGUAUUCCUGAGGAGAGAAAGGUGGCCGAAGCACUGAAUUUGUAACUGAAAAAUUCCAUGUUGUUUGUGCCAAUCUGCAUGCCUCCAAAGUGUCUUAAAGGGAACUUAGCCUCCAUACGCGUUCACAUUUCAAUAGUGUUGUUUGUUUGGAAAAAGUAAUGCGUAUUUAUACAUUCUUUGCACAAGGAGUUUUACAUUAAAUGCACACAAUAUUAAUAAAUUCAUUCAAAUUCAA